AUGGAGACCGCGAUCCGUUUCUCGCGCAACUCUCAUCGAGGCACGCCACAGCGCUUUCUAUAUGUCGACGUGACGGGGAAAUCAUUCAAAUUAUGCAACAUUACGAAGAAAACUAAGCUGUCUGUCGAGUAUGAGUCAGUGCACACUUCAACAAAAGUCCCUGCCUUUCGCGCUUUCGACUGGCAUCCGGUCAACGAGGGUCUCGUGGUUGUCGGGCAGGCAGGCGGAGAAGCAACUCUUAUCAACAUCGCGGAGGGCUACCACGACUCACUUUCGUUCCAGGUACGAAGCCAACGACUAUGUAACGCUGUCGCAUUGAACAGCCACACCUUGCUGGCGGCUGGAUUGGAUAAAGUCCGAACGGACUUCUGUCUGAACGUCUGGGACUACAAUCAGCGACUUCCCGCACCUGGAGCGAAGGGCUUUUCAAAGAGUUAUUUGGAGCCACUUCAUAAACUCGCUAGUGGAGAACCGAUAACCAGCUUAAAGUUCUUUCAUGACGACCCUCAGCUCUUGGUGGCUGGUGUAAAGGGACAGUUUGUUAGACUGUACGACCUCAGGGAGCCAUCCGUCGGAAAUGGCCUACAAUUCGCCACACGUUGCGUUCACAAUUUGGCCGUAGAUUGGCUGGAUGAAAAUUACUUUGCUUCAGGGUAUCCCACUAGCGAUCCGUCAAUAUGCGUUUGGGACCGGCGAAUGAUCAGUCGACUCAACACGCCGCACAUGAGUUUUGGUGCAGGCUCAAAUACAGGGACAGGGCAACCAGAUGCUUCUUUGGAAUUGAAGAACGUUAUCGAAAGCCCAGGCACGAUCUGGAGCCUACGGUUUUCGAAAGCUCGUCGGGGCCAUCUCGGCGUCCUCUCCAGUACAGGAAACCUGAAAGUUUAUGAUAUCAGCAAGGACUCCUCGGACGAAACGCACCAGGCGGAACAAGACGGUGGGCACGAUACCUCUUGGGAGAACAGUGCGCCUGUAGAUAUUUUUCUUGAUCGCGCCCAGGAAGUCGCAAAGCAGCACUCGGGCGAUCCUUCUCUUCAGGAUGAAAAGACCCGAAUUGUAUCAUUUGACUUCAUGACGACGUUGUCAAAGCUUGGUCAACCCGAGAUCCUGACUCUCACCGGUGAUGGGAGACUUCGAGUCUCUUCAACAAAUCCUCCACCCGAGCCGGUUGUCCUUGGGAAUCUUGACUUUCUAUGCAAGGGCGAUACGGUUAUCGAGCAAUCUUUGUUGGAUGCAUCGACUCUCGGAAAGACCAUCGAAGAGAUUCGACGCAAAGCUCAACCUAGGAAUAUACUCAAACGGACGAUCAAGCAGUCUCGCCAGGAAGGAAAAGCUCCAGACACAAGGAAAAUGUCCAGUUUGGAGAACCAAGCGUGGUACUCGGAUCUUGGGUACUACGAGAGAGAUGUCCCUCUUCAGGAUCUUCUGGCUCUAAACUCAAUCCAAAGAGGUCGCUGUCAAGCUGGCUAUCUACUCAACCCCACCAAGAACAAAGACAUCGUUUCCGAUUCGAACUGGUUACAAUCGUUCUGGGGUUGGAUUGAGCAUUCCUCCAGAAUAGCUCAAAAUGGAAACAUGACGCAGGACAACUUCGAUCUGGCAUAUGUCGGAGUCUAUGCCCUCUGGAUGGAGGAUAUACAUGCCAAGAACAGAACCCUGGGACCAUGCUCCAAUAAACCGGGCAAGAUCAUCGAAAACCUUGUCCGCCGACUCAACAUUGCAAGUCUCAAGAGCAGCAAGUCAGAAUAUGUAACGAAUAGGCAACUGUGUUUACAUUCGAUAGGGCUAGCCUGGUCAUACGAAGAGUUGGAGGCAAGAACUAAUCGUCUUGUGGCCCAGAACCAGCAUACCAAAGCUGCGGCACUUGCAAUGUUUUCCCUGGAGCGUAAAUUGGCCUACAAAGCAUUGCGUGGAAAGGGUUCGAACCAAUCCCACAAGAUGCUGGCAAUGGCCAUCGCGGGCGCUUCAAAGAAGAUGCGUAAUGUAGACGCAGCGGCGACGUCUGGUGACGACUCGGAUGCACAAGAUGACUGGGCGGAGACCAUCUCAUCGUUGGCCGAAGAGCUUACCGAUCCAUACGCUCGCGCGAUCCUUGCCUACGUCAUAACGGGGGAUUGGUCUCAGGUUGUUGCUGAAGAUUCCCUCCCACUCAAGUAUCGAGUGUGCGUAGCGCUGCGACAUCUUGACGAUUCCAAACUCACAGAGUAUAUCUCACGAGCAACGAAAGAAGUCUUGAAUGAAGGUGAUGUUGAAGGCAUCAUCCUCACCGGCAUUGGCACUCGUGACGCGUUUGGGCUUCUCAACAGCUACGUCCGGCGAUUCGGCGACCUACAAACCGCAGUGCUAGCCCUUUGUCCAGCUGUACCACGGUAUGUAGAUGACGACGAAAUUGUUCGCAGAUUCGACGGCUGGAAGGAUGUGUACAGACACAUGAUGAAUGGCUGGAACUUGCGGUUCGAUCGUGUCAGAUUUGAUAUAGCGUGUCAGAACGCAGCAGUCGACGAAAGUGGGAGACGGCUCAUACCGCCGGCCAAGCAACAAGUCCGACUUGUUUGCGGCUUUUGUGCACAAAGCAUUGCCCACAACGCAGGCGCAAACGACGAGGCUUCACCGGGUCACAAGAUGGUGGAAACCCCACAGCAUCCCUUGACCAGAGAGAAGGCUGCCGCGGUUGGCACCGUCUGUCCAAAGUGCGGAAGACAUCUACCACGCUGCGGAGUGUGCGAUCUUUGGCUUGGAAUGCCGGAUGAGUCGUAUUUGCCCUGGUAUGGGCCACUGGAGGCAAGGCUGAAUGGCAGCAAAGGGGGCGUCAUCGACCUUGGGGCCAGCCUGUCCGGCAGCGUGCACAGCGUGCACACAACGAUCGGACCGACCAAAAGCUCCGGGAAUUUGAAAGCGACUACUUCGUCACCGGCGCCGAAAUCGUCACCACAUUCUCAGGUCAACUCAAGGAAGUCGGGGGCUACAGAUUCGUCGGCGGAAACCGCGGUACCUGCCGCCCAAGAGUCAACGAACGGGGUUUCCAGCGUGCCCACCAUUGCAGUUGAAGAGGCGGCGACUCCACAGCAAGGAGUUGACCGAGAGGUGCAAAAGGCAGAGCAGGCGCGGCAGUGGGAUUCCACCAUGGCGAAGCUCACGGUGCUAUGUCUGAAGUGCUCCCAUGGGUUCCACGCUGCGCAUGCGAGGAUGUGGUUCGAAAGGCACCGCAUUUGCCCGGUACCAGAGUGUAGGUGUCUGUGCAAUGAAUGA
Molecule: messenger RNA, 3249 nt
Organism: Exophiala spinifera
Lineage: Eukaryota; Fungi; Ascomycota; Eurotiomycetes; Chaetothyriales; Herpotrichiellaceae
Exons: 1
Coding region: 1-3249 (1082 amino acids)
Biological process (GO): positive regulation of TORC1 signaling
Cellular component (GO): cytoplasm
Molecular function (GO): protein binding
Source: RefSeq, a predicted model, not a curated record